This is a messenger RNA of Oncorhynchus kisutch (coho salmon), 1869 nucleotides long. Its product is annotated as sporozoite surface protein 2-like. The record is from RefSeq and is a predicted model, not a curated record. Bases 1 to 1869 code for a protein of 622 amino acids. The transcript has a single exon. Lineage: Eukaryota; Metazoa; Chordata; Actinopteri; Salmoniformes; Salmonidae.
AUGCACCCAGUUGACUCUGUGUCCAAUCCGAUGCACCCAGUUCACUCUGUGUCCAAUCCGAUGCACCCAGUUGACACUGUGUCCAAUCCGAUGCACCCAGUUCACUCUGUGUCCAAUCCGAUGCACCCAGUUGACUCUGUGUCCAAUCCGAUGCAACCAGUUGACUCUGUGUCCAAUCCGAUGCAACCAGUUGACUCGGUGUCCAAUCCGAUGCAACCAGUUGACUCGGUGUCCAAUCCGAUGCAACCAGUUGACUCGGUGUCCAAUCCGAUGCAACCAGUUGACUCGGUGUCCAAUCCGAUGCAACCAGUUGACUCGGUGUCCAAUCCGAUGCAACCAGUUGACUCGGUGUCCAAUCCGAUGCAACCAGUUGACUCGGUGUCCAAUCCGAUGCAACCAGUUGACUCGGUGUCCAAUCCGAUGCAACCAGUUGACUCGGUGUCCAAUCCGAUGCAACCAGUUGACUCGGUGUCCAAUCCGAUGCAACCAGUUGACUCGGUGUCCAAUCCGAUGCAACCAGUUGACUCGGUGUCCAAUCCGAUGCAACCAGUUGACUCGGUGUCCAAUCCGAUGCAACCAGUUGACUCGGUGUCCAAUCCGAUGCAACCAGUUGACUCGGUGUCCAAUCCGAUGCAACCAGUUGACUCGGUGUCCAAUCCGAUGCACCCAGUUGACUCUGUGUCCAAUCCGAUGCACCCAGUUCACUCUGUGUCCAAUCCGAUGCACCCAGUUGACACUGUGUCCAAUCCGAUGCACCCAGUUGACUCUGUGUCCAAUCCGAUGCACCCAGUUGACACGGUGUCCAAUCCGAUGCACCCAGUUGACUCGGUGUCCAAUCCGAUGCAACCAGUUGACUCGGUGUCCAAUCCGAUGCAACCAGUUGACUCGGUGUCCAAUCCGAUGCAACCAGUUGACUCGGUGUCCAAUCCGAUGCAACCAGUUGACUCGGUGUCCAAUCCGAUGCAACCAGUUGACUCGGUGUCCAAUCCGAUGCAACCAGUUGACUCGGUGUCCAAUCCGAUACAACCAGUUGACUCGGUGUCCAAUCCGAUGCAACCAGUUGACUCGGUGUCCAAUCCGAUGCAACCAGUUGACUCGGUGUCCAAUCCGAUGCAAUCAGUUGACUCGGUGUCCAAUCCGAUGCACCCAGUUGACUCGGUGUCCAAUCCGAUGCAACCAGUUGACUCGGUGUCCAAUCCGAUGCAACCAGUUGACUCGGUGUCCAAUCCGAUGCAACCAGUUGACUCUGUGUCCAAUCCGAUGCAACCAGUUGACUCGGUGUCCAAUCCGAUGCACCCAGUUGACUCGGGGGUGUCCAAUCCGAUGCAACCAGUUGACUCGGUGUCCAAUCCGAUGCAACCAGUUGACUCUGUGUCCAAUCCGAUGCAACCAGUUGACUCGGUGUCCAAUCCGAUGCAACCAGUUGACUCUGUGUCCAAUCCGAUGCAACCAGUUGACUCUGUGUCCAAUCCGAUGCAACCAGUUGACUCGGUGUCCAAUCCGAUGCAACCAGUUGACUCGGUGUCCAAUCCGAUGCACCCAGUUGACUCGGUGUCCAAUCCGAUGCACCCAGUUGACUCGGUGUCCAAUCCGAUGCACCCAGUUGACUCGGUGUCCAAUCCGAUGCAACCAGUUGACUCGGUGUCCAAUCCGAUACAACCAGUUGACUCGGUGUCCAAUCCGAUGCAACCAGUUGACUCGGUGUCCAAUCCGAUGCAACCAGUUGACUCGGUGUCCAAUCCGAUGCAACCAGUUGACUCGGUGUCCAAUCCGAUGCACCCAACAACAACAACAAAACAUGAAUAUGAAAACAUGAAGUCAAAACCGCAACGCCUUUCUCUGGAUGACCACAUGUUUUCACUGCAGUAG